Plectropomus leopardus (leopard coralgrouper) is the source of this 2798-nucleotide messenger RNA. RefSeq names its product colony stimulating factor 2 receptor subunit beta (gene csf2rb). NCBI's taxonomy places the organism in Eukaryota, Metazoa, Chordata, Actinopteri, Perciformes, Serranidae. The record is from RefSeq and is a predicted model, not a curated record. Gene Ontology annotation, molecular function: cytokine receptor activity; protein binding. Gene Ontology annotation, cellular component: external side of plasma membrane. Gene Ontology annotation, biological process: cytokine-mediated signaling pathway.
AAGUGAGUGCUGGUCCUGUGGUCAUGACUCAUUUCUUCACUGUUUCUAGUAAAUGAACAUUUUCUCUCGCUCACUCACUUUAUCUGUUUAUGCCCGGCUGUUCAGCUCAUCUACAAUCGUCUGGAUGAUGUUAAUAAACGGAAAUUCAUUUCUAUAGGGACAAGGGGGCUCCUGGCCCCGUCUGCCUCCAGGAAUGAUGCCUCUCGUCUGGGUUGUGCUUUGGCCAGCGCUCCCUCUUCUGGUUCUUUCCUGUGAACCAGACUGUUGUAGUGUCCAUGAGAGCAGGAGCUCACAGAACCUGUCUCCGUUGCUGAAAUCCUUAAAGUGCCACAACGACUACGAGUCCCAUGUCCUCUGCAGGUGGAGCGAGUGCAGAAACACAUCACUGCAGCUCUGGUUCGAGACAACAAACAGCAAACAAAGGGAGCAGUGUGUGCCUUAUGGUGCUGAAGUACAAGACGCAAGUGGGCACAGAACUGUACAGUGUAGAUAUAAUACGCGUAUAUUUUCCAUCGGCAUCAAACACACUGUGUUCUUCCUCGAAAACAAGACGCUGAAUGUCUGCUCAUCUGUCCCACACGCGCCUCUGGAUCUGUCUCAGCACUUGAGGGCACGCCCACCAGUGAAUCUGUCCAUACAUGGUGGAGGUGAUGGAGGCAGACGGCUCAGUUGGUCCAGCCCUUACCCCUCCUCCUCCCCUCUGAACAGAAACAUCACCUAUCAGCUCAGCUACAGGACAAAUGAACAGGACAACUGGACGUCAGAAGACGUCACAAACACCAGUGUAACACUAGAGAAGCCAUUGUUGCUUCCUGGUCGCACGUAUGAAGCGAAGGUGAGGGCUCGGGUCAGCGUGGGUCAGUGGAGCGACUGGAGUCCUGUGGUGACCUGGCACAGCGAAGAAGACACUGGGCAGUUUCCCAGUUUGCAUUGUGUGCUGGAUGGAGAGAAGGAGGUGCUGUGUAGCUGGGAGGUCAGCAGAGAGGUGGCUCACUUCAUUACCUACCAGCUGGCGUGUCGACACAACCAGACUGCGCCGUCUGAGAGAUGCUGUGUGAACCCGACAGUCAGCUCUGACCUCAGCAGGGCGGUGCUGAGGUACAGCUGCUCCCUGACUGUCGCAGACCCUGCACAUCUGCUCAUCCACUUUCUACCAGCACGCAAUGCCAAGAGUUUUAAAGCCGACCAGCACAUUCGUCCCAACCCACCGCAGCAGGUAAAUGUGAGGCGGAAAGACAGCAACUGGAUCGUGGAGUGGACUGAACCCAGCACAGCUGCAAAACUCAGUCUGUAUUAUCAGGUCUGCUAUUACAGGACACAAGAUCCGGAAUCUUUUAUCAUGCAAAACACUUCAGAGGGGUCAAUGUACCUGAGCAUCCUUGGAGCUUCUCUGGCCCCGUCCCAGGACUACCAGGUCAAAGUCAGGUCGCUGGUCUUCCUAAAAGACUAUGGGGGAAUCCCUUCUGAAUGGACCGAUCCUGUGGACUGGACCUCACUAGAGGCUGCCUGGUCCCUAACAACUCUGAUUUACUUCGCCAUCUGUAUGUUAGUGGCUGCAGUCUUCCUCACACUCUACUGCACCAUUCCAGCUUGUCGAAGGAGGGCGGUUCUGUGGGUGGACUCAGUUCCUUCUCCAGGCAAAAGUAAAAUCCUGUCAGAGAUCAAGUCUGCCAGCAGCAGGAAGUUCAUGCAGUGUGAGAGCACGUCCGUCUGCAAAGUGCAGCAUUUGGACAGUGUAUCGACAUGCUCCUCAGACGCUUCACUGUGGCUGACAAAGGACACAGACAAACAAUGUCUGGAGCAGGACGAAGGCUGCUGGCAGUGUGAUAACCUGCCUUCCCCUGCUGAGAAGGUGAACGUCUCUGAAACAUCCUCCGUAAGCUUCAGCGGGCCGUACAUCCUCUGUCGGUCAUCAGAGCCGAGCUGCAAGUCAGCAGAUAUCGAGUUUGAAGAGACAGAGGAAGAAGAACCCCCGUCAGAUGACUCUGCAUGUUUUUCCCCAGUGACUUUAAACCUUUAUGGUGAAGGUUGUGUGUGUCUGCCCAACCGCAGUGUCUCCAGGUCCACACAGGAUCUUGUGUCUCACAGUGACACCAACACAAACACACACAGGCAGGACAGCGCUGCGGUGGAGCAGAAGUGUCCAGAGAGGACAGAAAUCCAGAUGAGCCUCAGUGAGCCCCCCAGCAGCCCCCAACCUCCAGACCACACCUCAGGACCCUUCACUCCCUGGCCUCAGGGAGGCAGCGUACAGGCCUCAGGAUACUGCCAGCUCCCUACGGCUUUCAUGAGAGCAGCAGAGUGAUAUUCAGUAUGCAAGAGAGAAGGACGUGUAAGGCUCUCCAUGCAGAAAUAACAAUUAAUUCAUCUGUGAUUUCUUGUUUUCAUAUAAGCUUUGCACUUUAUUUUAAGCUACAUAUGCUUCAAUGUGAAAAACGUGUAUUAUUUUACACAUUAGAGGUGAACCAUUUUGCAUGGUUUAACGCUUUGAAACCUGAAUAGAUAUCAGUUUUCUUGUGCUGCAUUCCCACAUCUUUUACAAGUAUUUUUACCUUUUUACCCUGUGCAUAUUGGUUUAAUGCCAUUCAGAAACAUGAAAAAAAGGCAAAAAGCAACAAGAUAUGUCCUGCAAACUGCAAGAAAUUUGUAGAGUUAAGAAGUUAUUUGUAAAAAAAUAAUAAUAAUUUAAAAAAGCUAGGGAAACAUGUCAAGAGAACUAUUCUUAAUUAGCAUAGCAUACUAUAUUUUAAAUUAUUUUAAAGAAUUAUUAUAUUUUUUUUACAAGCAAUUUUAUUAUU